Molecule: messenger RNA, 1224 nt
Organism: Solea senegalensis (Senegalese sole)
Lineage: Eukaryota; Metazoa; Chordata; Actinopteri; Pleuronectiformes; Soleidae
Gene: oaz1a
Product: ornithine decarboxylase antizyme 1a
Biological process (GO): positive regulation of protein catabolic process
Cellular component (GO): cytoplasm; nucleus
Molecular function (GO): ornithine decarboxylase inhibitor activity
Source: RefSeq, a predicted model, not a curated record
GUCAGCUCUCAGCCCCACAGUAGGAGACGAGGAGAGGGCAGAGAGAGCAGCUGGUGUGGACGCAGGCCGGAUGGUUAAAUCCAACCUACAGACGAUUUUGAAUAGUCAUUGUUUUGUGAGAGAAAAAGAGAGAAACUUAACCGAGAUGCCUGUUAUUGAGCAAUCAAGUAAUAAAACUGAAAGCGGGAGUAUCUCCAGUCCUAGGAGGUGCUCCCACUGUUGCAGUAACCCGUGUCCGGGGCCUCUGUGGUGCUCCGAUGCCCCUCACCCACCCCUGAAGAUCCCAGGUGGGCGAGGGAAUGACCAGCGGGAUCGCAAUCUUUCAGCUAAGCUAUACUACUCUGAUGCUCAGUUGCUGGUUCUUGAGGAGCCUCCCCCUGCCAAUGGCAGAGUGCGCUUCUUGCUCUUUGAGCCUCGUCGCCCUGAAGGCAAGCACUGUGUCUGGAGGGCGGCACUGAAAGGGGGGAACCUUUACGUUGAAAUCCCUCCUGGAGCUUUGCCCGAGGGCAGCAAAGAUGGGUUAGCUCUCCUGCUGGAAUUUGCAGAGGAACAGCUGCAGGCUGAUCACGUGUUCAUUUGCUUUCACAAGAACCGUGAUGACAGAGCAUCUCUGUUGCGUACAUUCAGUUUCCUGGGCUUUGAGAUUGUGAGACCGGGUCAUCCCCUCGUCCCUUCCCGCCCUGAUGCUGUCUUCAUGGCUUACAGCAUCGAGCGAGACUCCUCCGAUGAUGAUUAAAAAAAGAAAAAACGCUGAGCAGUUUCAAAUGUUUGUUGUACUUAUUUUGAUUCCUACCCACACAUCUCUUUAGUUUUUCUUUGGAAAAUGAGUAUAAUGUUGAUGUUUCAGUAUGGUUGAGGUUUCCUGUCACAGUCUCUUCUUUUGUUUUUGUUUUACCUCCCAUGUGUCAUUGAUAUUUGCACUAGGGUAAGAUGUUAAUUUACAGGAAUGUAAAGCAAGCGCCCACAUAAUAUCAGGGCAUUGUGUCCUCACCACUGUAUUGCCCUUCAUUGUGUGUAGACCUCCUAUUAACCCAAUCAUCUCUACAGUGUAAUAUUUAUGAUAGAUUUAAAUUCAACAUACUCGUGUAAGUAGAUGUUUUCAGAGUAAUUUUUGGUUGAUUCUCAAGUUUGAUUUUUUUUGUGUGCAUGAUUUUCAUUGGUUUUAAUUCACUUGAGAAAAAAAUCUGCAUGUUUUAACUGUACUUAAUAAAAAGAGCUCACCUA